This is a messenger RNA of Brassica napus (rape), 438 nucleotides long. Its product is annotated as heavy metal-associated isoprenylated plant protein 41-like. The record is from RefSeq and is a predicted model, not a curated record. Bases 1 to 438 code for a protein of 145 amino acids. NCBI's taxonomy places the organism in Eukaryota, Viridiplantae, Streptophyta, Magnoliopsida, Brassicales, Brassicaceae. The transcript is spliced from 3 exons.
AUGAGGCAAAGGAUAGUUCUGAAGAUUGAUAUGAGCGAGAAUGAGAAAGCAAUAAAGAAAGCUAUGAAACUCGCGUCAGGAGCAUCAGGUGUGAGAUCUGUCGGGAUUCAGGGACAGAACGAUCAGUUGGUUGUUGUGGGAGCGGGAAUUGACACGGCCGAGCUAACACGUCUGCUCCGGAAGAAAGUUUGUCCCACCACGUCCAUCGUCACCGUUCAGGCAGCACCGCCUCCACGGCCCCAGCAGCAGCAGCAGCAACCGCAGUUUCAUCUAAUGGAACAUCACAACGAGAUGGCUCCGGCUAGAAGAUGCAUAUGCGAGAUACCGAAUUCGGGUUUCUGCGGGUUUUGUAGACUACCCCCUUACCAGAUGGUAGCUCUGCCAUAUCCAGCUCCCGUGGUCUACCGUGAAGAAUCUGAUGGUUGCAGAAUCAUGUGA